Durio zibethinus is the source of this 3262-nucleotide messenger RNA. RefSeq names its product kinesin-like protein KIN-10A. Gene Ontology annotation, biological process: microtubule-based movement. The record is from RefSeq and is a predicted model, not a curated record. Gene Ontology annotation, cellular component: microtubule; kinesin complex. NCBI's taxonomy places the organism in Eukaryota, Viridiplantae, Streptophyta, Magnoliopsida, Malvales, Malvaceae. Gene Ontology annotation, molecular function: microtubule binding; ATP binding; ATP hydrolysis activity.
UAUAUUUUAAAAUUUCAAAAAGUUAAAACCCCUUGAAACCUCCAUUUUCAAUUUCUUUCCUUUUCAAUAGCAAGAAUACUCAAAAACCUCUUUCCUGUCUGGCUCUAUACUUUUCCUUUCUUCUUCAUCUUCUUCUUCAACCAAAGAAAACGCCAAAAAAACAAAAAAACAAAAAAAUGGCUCCAACCCCAUCUUCUUCUUCAAAACAAAGCCAAACCCAGAUGCGAACACCCCAAUCCAAGCACCGCCUAAACUUCUCAUCAACAAGAAACAACCCAACAGGGGAACAACCACAGGGGGAACACCCCGUAGAAGUCAUUGGCAGAAUAAGAAACUACCCUGGUGACCAAAAAGAUAAAAUCCCCAUCUCAUUUCUCCAGAUCAAUCCUGAUAACAAGUCUCUCCGUGUCCGGACUGAUGUCGGGUACCGGGAUUUUUCCCUGGAUGGGAUAUCUUCAUCUGAGGAAGAAGAUCUUGAUACUUUUUAUAAAAAGUUCGUUGAAUCAAGAAUCAAAGGGGUGAAAAUGGGAGCUAAGUGUACUAUUAUGAUGUAUGGCCCAACUGGUUCAGGGAAGAGUCAUACUAUGUUUGGUUGUUCAAAGCAGCCUGGGAUAGUUUAUAGGUCACUGAAAGACAUAUUGGGAGAUCAUGGGGAGGAAGAGAGUGGAAGGGAUGGGGAAAGAUUGGGAUUUGGAAGUUUUGUUCAAGUUACUGUUUUGGAGAUUUAUAAUGAGGAAAUUUAUGAUCUUUUGUCAAGCAAUGGAGGAGGUGGCUUUGGAAUUGGAUGGCCUAAAGGCAGUGGGUCUAAGGUGAAACUAGAAGUAAUGGGAAAGAAAGCUAAGAAUGCUACUUUCAUAUCUGGAAGUGAAGCUGGAAAGAUUUCAAAAGAGAUUCAGAAAGUAGAGAAGAGAAGAAUUGUCAAAAGCACUCUCUGCAAUGACAGAAGUUCUCGAAGUCACUGCAUGAUAAUUCUUGAUGUUCCAACGGUUGGAGGAAGGCUGAUGCUUGUGGACAUGGCUGGUUCUGAAAAUAUCGAUCAAGCAGGUCAAGCUGGAUUUGAGGCAAAAAUGCAGACAGCGAAGAUAAACCAGGGAAACAUAGCACUGAAGAGAGUUGUUGAAUCCAUAGCAAAUGGAGAUUCCCAUGUGCCCUUCAGAGAUAGUAAGUUGACGAUGUUGCUCCAGGAUUCUUUUGAGGAUGAUCAGUCAAAGAUUUUAAUGAUUCUUUGUGCAAGUCCAGAUCCCAGGGAGAUACACAAGACAAUUUGCACCUUUGAAUAUGGAGCAAAAGCAAAAUGUAUUGUCCGUGGUCCUCAUACACCAAUCAAGGACAAAAAUGAAGAUUCUUCAUCUGCAGUUAUUUUAGGAUCCAGGCUAGCAGCAAUGGACCAGUUUAUAAAUAAACUACAGAUGGAGAACAAGCUCAGAGAAAAAGAGCGAAAUGAGGCACAUAAAGAGCUCUUGAAGAAAGAAGAAGAAGUCGCUGCAUUACGAGCACUUCUGGAAGGGAAGGGUUCUGGGGCAACUGAAGAUGAAAUCAACUCAAAGGUAAAUGAGUGCACACAGAUGUUAAAACUUGAAUUGGAGAAGAAGCUAAACGAAUGCAGGCGAAUGGCUGAGGAAUUUGUUGAAAUGGAAAGGAGAAGAAUGGAAGAAAGAAUUCUGCAACAGCAAGAAGAAGUUGAGAUGCUAAGAAGGAGGCUGCAGGAAAUUGAGUUUGAGCUAUGCCAUUCAAGGAAUGGAAAUGAUGAGGAGAAUGAGGCAAAGGAGUUGGAUGGAAGCAGCUUUGCUAAAAGGCUAAUUGGGAUUUAUGGUGAUGAGGUCCCAGGGAUGGUAAUGUCAAUGGACCUCGACAUGGGUGAUCCUGAACCAUUUAUUCGUGAUGUGAAACAGAUGGAUCAAUCUGAAAUCAAUUUGAACCAUCCUCAGACUGAAAAUCAUGAUGGUUUUGCACCACAGUUUGGUACAAAAAUAGGCCUGAGCACUGUAUAUGAGGAAGAAGAAAUAGAAGAAGAGGAGGAACAAAAAGAGAAUGUGGAAGAUGAAGUAGAGAAGGAGAUAAUAGAGGAAAAAAGGGUGUGCUCAAGUGGGACAGAUAGGUCUACUCUUGGAGAAGAUUUUAAUACACUUGUCUUGGAAUCGUCUCCCCUGAAAUUUGAAUUGACACCUAAACGGCUGGCUUCUGAUACAGACUCUUCCAGACGAUUAAGAAUCCAAAACAUCUUUACCCUCUGUGGGAACCAAAGAGAGCUUUCUCAACAAAUCAGAACUCCAACACCUGUCACACCAAUACCUGAAACCAUUGAUCCUCAUUGGUCCCCAGUUAUGAUUGCUUCAGAUGAUUCUGUUGUGAAAAGUUUGAACAAGGAAAACUCACCAGUUCAAAAUGGGGGACAAAGUCCUGCAGGUUUAAUGGCUGCAUCCUUAAAGGAGAACCAAAACCCCUCUAAUGACUGCACUGAUGGCCAGAUUGAAGUCUAUGUGAAAUGGGAAGCAUCCAAGGAAAAUCCUGGAAAGUUUAUCACAACAUUAAAGGUUGUAAAGGAUGCAACACUUUCUGAUCUCCGGAAGUUGAUUGAAAUCUAUCUUGCUGCAGAUAAGCAAGCUUUCACUUUUCUAGUGCUUGGGGAUCCAACUGGGGCACCCGUGCAGAAAGAGAAUGAAGCCACUAUCAAGGCUUGCAAACUGCCAAUAUGCAACAAUGGUUAUCUGGCUUGCUUACGGCCAGCAAAGGGUCUGCAGGUAACAAAUCAUCUCCCCUUGAGUCCACUGCCAUUGACUCCCCUGGAAAACAAGCUUCCACUCAACAAAAGCACUCGCUUCUCGCACCAAGGUGAUGAUUUAUCAUCUAAGCUAUCACCUCACCUCAGUUCCAGUCCCUUUCUCACUGUUCGAAGACCCUAGGAUCGGUAUUUGCUUGUUUUUGUUCAGUUGAAAAAGAAAAUGUUGAAUGAAGUGCAGCACGAGUAUAUAUUCAUAUGUACUCUUCCUGGUACCUUUCAUUAUGUUGAUAUUUGAACCUUUUGUAACACUAUGUAUAUCAUGAAGUGUGUCGUCCGGUUAUCCAUUACCUUUCUCCCCUCAAUUUCCAUUGUCUUUUUCUUUUAGCUUCCUGAAUAUUCAUCCAUUGGAAUUAUUGAACUUGAUCUCUCUCCUCUCUUUUUAUUUGUUUAUUUAAUAUUGGAUCUGAGGCAAUAUCCAAUUAUAUAUUGUUUCCCAUGGUUGCUGCUUAAACAAUUCAACUGGAUAGUUUUUUUUUUUUU